UCUCUGAGGGCUGCAGCGGAGGCGACGGCGUCGGUGGCUGGCGGGGAUCGACGGCGGCGAGAAAUCGACGCUCGUAGUCGGGCGGAUCCCGCUCGGGGGGGGGGGGGGGGGGGGGGGGGGGAGGGGGAGGGUUGGGGACUGGGCGUUGGAGAGAAUUUCUCACGAGAGGAGACAAGCAUGCGGCAUCGCGGUUAAAUGUUGCGCCUCUCCAUGCAGCCGCUUUUGCUCGGCCUGGUGCUGGCGGUGGCGGAGCGCGCGGCUCCAGGAGAGGCACUGGCCAGGGCACCAGCAGACUCUCGGUGCUCUUCAGACCAGUUUGCAUGCUGGAGCGGCAAAAUAAAGUGCAUCCCACUCAGCUGGCAGUGCGAUGGCUGGGCCUCCUGCGAAGACAACAGCGAUGAAGCUAACUGCCCCGGACCAACGGAAGAGGUGUGGAUCUACCAGAGUAGAGACCGGCCAGAAAACAAAGGCCCACCAGGGGACAACUCCCGCCUGCAGACCACGUUUGGCCUCUCCUCAGACUCUCACAAGAAGUGCCCCUUGGGCUGGCGUUACUACGAGAGCACAGCCAGCUGCUAUCGGGCAUAUGCGACUGCUGACAGCUACUGGGAGGCUGCCCAGCUUUGCGGGCAGGCCGGAGGCUACCUGGCUACUCUCACAAGUGACUUGGAGUUGCAGUUCAUUUUGAGCCAGGACUGGGGACUGGAAGAGCGAGACGGUCUACCACGUGAGCAUGGCAGGUUUUGGGUAGGGUACCAAUACAUUGUCACAAACCGUAGUAAAAAUUCACUGGAGGGCCACUGGCAAGAGGUUCAAGCAUGGGGAGUGGGCUCUCAUCAAGAGGUGGUUCUUCCCCCAGACAAGGUGCCCACUUUUGGAGCAGCCAUCUCAGAGCAGGCAGAGGUGCUGUGUGGCCAGCUGCAGUGCUUCCACUACCCAAGCUUGCGGCACCGUGGGCUGCACAGCUGGUAUGCUGAGAACUGCAACCAGAAAGCUCCCUUCCUGUGCAAGCAAGAAAAGACGUGCAUCGACAUCCGAGAGAACGUGGUGGUUGAGGGCCAAGACUUCACGCCGCGAGGCAGUGACCCGUGCCUCAUGUGCAAGUGUCACAAGGGCGAAGCCGAGACGUGCAUCGCUGCCUUGUGCGAGCGUCCCCAGGCCUGCCAGCGUUUCCAAAUGGACCCUCGUGAAUGCUGCAAGUUUACCUGCCUUGACCCAGCUGGUGGUAGCUUCCUGGAUGGGAUGGCAAGUGGAAUGCGUCUCAUCGUGAGCUGCAUCUCCUCCUUCCUCAUUCUCUCUCUCCUCCUCUUCCUGGUGCACCGUCUGCGCCAGCGGAGACGCGAGCACAUCGAGUCGCUCAUAGGCGCCAACUUGCACCACCUAGGUUUGGGUCGAGGCCGCAUGCAUGGUUUUGAGUUGGGCCCCGAGUCACUGGGCACAGGCUUCACGCCACUGCACCUCUCAGACGACGGUGAGGGUGGAGCCUUCCAUUUCAGCGAACCGCCCCCGCCCUACACGGCUUACAAGUCUCCCGACUCACCCCCGCCUCCUGAGGAUCCUCCACCAGCCUACGAACUGGCAGUCAGCACUGCCCCGACACCGGCUGCUGAUACCGGCGAUGGGGAACGCUACCACCGCCUCGUAGCAGAUGACGCAGGGAUGGCACUGGGCUGUGGUCCCGAGGGGCCGGUGCACCCCGAGGCGGGCAGCACAGCCGUCGCCGUGGUGUCUCCGUGCGCCGAUGGCAGCGCGAUGGCCCUGCUAAUGUCUCAGCCCAACAGUGAUGGUGCCGAAGAUGCCGCGGCGGUAGAAGCAGCCUGCACUGGGGAGGGACGCCUCGCACGCAGCAAGAGUAGCCAGAGUGCUGCAUCUGUCAGUACAGCGGUGUGAUCAUCAUCAUCAUCAUCACCACCACCACCUCUUAGUUUCUUCACUUAUUUUCUUUCUAUUUUUCUGUCAUCGCCCCAAAAGUAUUUUAAAACACACCAUUACUGUUACGUUACGUUCUUCAACUAUGAAAGUGUUAGGUUGCAGUCUCCUGGGCUGCAGAGUGGGGUUCUCAGUGAGUGUGUGCAGUUGAAGCAUUUUCAGAAUGGCUGUCGAAGUUGUGGUGCUCAUGUGACAGUGUUUUGAUGCCUAUGGGCAUAUAUGUCAUGAGCAUGGUAAUUUGGCAGCUCUGACAAUGAUACGGGAGCUGUGUUUUCUGCUCCAUGAGGUCAAAAUUGAGUUUCAUGUGCAAAUUAAAUAAUAUUCUCCUUUGCAGGUUUAAUUCUGCUGUACAACUUAUUUUACUGCUGAUGAGAGCCUUGUAAACAAACUAUCCUUAAUGACCAAGAAAUUGUGUAAAAAUGCUUAAACUUUAAUACUUACGUAGGCUAACCGAUUAAUUUUGUAGUGCUGCCAUCACAUUGUGACACUGAUUUAAAGCUUUCGUAACUGCAGGGAUUCAUAUUCUUGGUUCUUUCGGUAAAGUCACGUAGAAGGGAAACAAUAAAAUAAUAAAAACAUAAACAAUA
This is a messenger RNA of Petromyzon marinus (sea lamprey), 2516 nucleotides long. It is a transcript of the gene DGCR2, whose product is annotated as DiGeorge syndrome critical region gene 2. Gene Ontology annotation, cellular component: membrane. Gene Ontology annotation, molecular function: protein binding. The record is from RefSeq and is a predicted model, not a curated record. NCBI's taxonomy places the organism in Eukaryota, Metazoa, Chordata, Hyperoartia, Petromyzontiformes, Petromyzontidae.